Anoplopoma fimbria (sablefish) is the source of this 3586-nucleotide messenger RNA. Its product is annotated as vascular endothelial zinc finger 1-like. The transcript has 5 exons. The record is from RefSeq and is a predicted model, not a curated record. Gene Ontology annotation, biological process: regulation of transcription by RNA polymerase II. NCBI's taxonomy places the organism in Eukaryota, Metazoa, Chordata, Actinopteri, Perciformes, Anoplopomatidae. Bases 38 to 1450 code for a protein of 470 amino acids. Gene Ontology annotation, molecular function: RNA polymerase II transcription regulatory region sequence-specific DNA binding; DNA-binding transcription factor activity, RNA polymerase II-specific. Gene Ontology annotation, cellular component: nucleus.
UUCUACAAGGUUUCCUACAGAAUUAGUAAGUGUGGAAAUGGAGCCGAGCUGGAGUACGUUUCUUUUUCAACAGGCCAAUGAAGCCCUCCACCACCAGCACCAUGUGGCCCAGAACAGCCUUCUGCCACUUCUCAAUGCAGGAGCCGAACAAAUCGACCAAAAGCCCAUCCUGCCCAUCCACAUGGACCACAAGCCCCCGACCAGUGCCGCGGAUCUCCUCAAAGACAAUGUGGCCAGCGGAGGAGGCGGGCGGCCGCCAGUGCCUGUGAUAAAGAAGGAGCACAAGGGCAAGACGCCGUUUGUCUGCGGCUACUGCAACAAGGCCUUCCGCGACAGCUACCACCUGCGGCGCCACGAGUCCAGCCACACCGGCAUCAAGAUGGUGUCGCGGCCGAAGAAGACCGCCCAGACGGCCCCGACCAUGGUUCCCAUGAUCUCGACCAUGUCGCGGGAGAACAACGGCCACCCUUCCUACAUCUCCACGGUGGCGGGCAUCCUCUCCACAGCGACCACCUCCGUUUCGUCGGGCGCAAGCAUCAUGACGUCAGCCGCGAUGGGCAACGUGCAGCAGCACCAACACCAACACCAACAACACCACCAGCAGCAGCAGCAGCAGCAGCAGCAGCAGCAGCAGCAGAACGUCCCGAAGAAACCCGCCAAGCCCGUCAAGAAGAACCACGGGUGUGAGAUGUGCGGCAAGGCCUUUAGAGAUGUCUACCACCUGAAUCGCCACAAGCUGUCGCAUUCGGACGAGAAGCCUUUUGAGUGCCCCAUCUGCCAGCAACGCUUUAAGAGGAAGGACAGGAUGACCUACCAUGUUCGCUCUCACGACGGGGGAGUCCACAAGCCCUACGUAUGCUCGGUGUGUGGGAAAGGCUUUUCCAGGCCGGACCACUUGAGCUGCCAUGUGAAGCAUGUGCAUUCCUCCGAAAGACCUUUCAAGUGUCAAGUAACGGCCUGUACCUCCGCUUUCGCCACCAAAGACCGACUGCGUUCCCACAUGAUCCGGCACGAAGGCAAGGUCACCUGCAGCAUCUGCGGGAAGAUGCUCAGUGCGGCCUACAUCACCAGCCACUUGAAGACUCACGGACAGACCAACUUUAACUCCUGUAACAAAGCUACACCUGUGACCAUUUCCGCCCCCAUCACCACCUCGAUGAACCGGUGCCACUCCAACAACCCUGUCACCAUAGCCGCACAAAUGAACAUUAGCACCAACACGGUGAACAUCACGUCUCCCCUCGGCCUCCACCACCCGGUCACCAUCACCGGGCCCGUCAACAUCGCCUCCGUCAACAUCCCUUCCACGGCGUCCAUGAAUAUCGCCCACCCGGUCGCCAUAACGACCACCAUGCCCAUGAACAUGGCUGGUCCGCUCAACAUCGCCAUGAGGUCAAUGGAUAGCAUGCCUUUUCUGUCCCAAGUCUUGCCUUCUUCCCCACCCUGGUAAAGAAAGAAGAAGACAAAAGAAGAGUUGAGAGAGAGAGAGAGAGAGAGAGUGAGCAUUGGACUGGCCAGCAAGAAAGGGAAAAUGAAGUGAAACAAGAGACUCCUGUCCUCAUCAUUUGCACCUCGAGCCCGUCUCUUUUCUCCCACCCCCCCCACCCCCUUGAACCAUGUUUACUUACCCCGAGGUGAACAUUGACAUGAGCUGCGCCGCCGGUAGGAGCUCCCCGAGUCACAGCUGCGUCCCAACUAAUGUUAAGCAACUGACAUGAGAGGCAGAACACUUGAGUAGAAAUCGAGUAGGAUUUUAUUGUGAAAUCAGGACAACCGCCGUAAGACUUAGUGUAGUCAGUUAGAGUGAUGAAACUGUGAUUUGUAUAAUGACAAAUGAGAGGAUUCCCUCAAGCACCCUCCUGAGGACUCCGUAGGAAAACACACCUGUGCUUUUUUCUAAAAGGGAGAUGAGAAACGGACUGAAGCAAUAACAAUGAAUUGCUGUUUUUCGAUGUUUUACAAGUUCUCUCCCAAAGCCUCUGGGUGUUACUUUGUAUGUUGUUUUUUUAUUUUUAUUAUAGCCUGCUAAUCACUAUUUAAUGUUAUAGGAAAUGAGUCUAGAAAAAGGGACAGCAGCUUCCAUUUGCAUGGAAGAAUAUUUUUUCACAGUGCUAUAGCUUUUCUUUUCUCAGAUAGUAGGUAUGCUCUCAAGGUACAGUGACUAACUUGUACAGUUGACAUAGUAAUGUAUUUUCAUGUCGGCAUUUUUAAUAUUUUGCUUUUGUCAUUCAAGCGGAUAUCUCGACGCUGUCCUCUUGACAACGACACAUGUGUACUUUGUUUUCUUUUGGUAUGGAAACACGGAGGUUUUGUUUUUUUAUUUGCCUAUUUUGUAGUGUUCAUUUUUUCUCUCCAUGAAGUCAGAAUGGAACGAGUCUUGCACUGAAAGCAUAUCCUACACACAGGUGAGCAGCAGUAUUAUCAAAGAUCAAAUUGGAGUCUUAAGUGUUGUGGUUAGCCGGCCUGCACCUAGAGGGCUAUCUAGUGGCUGAACACGGAAAGGCCCGGCCUUGUAGUGAAGCUUUUUCAGGCUGUUGCUGUCAUCACUAUGGUGACUAAUAAGUUUUGUCUGGCUCUUCUGAACACUGUUUUAUUUUUAAUAUUUUUUUUAAUCAUCUAUCUGUGAACGCCCCACGAUGAUACUAAGGACCCUUCACUCAGGAAACACACAUAAAAGCCCAUUACACAUGAACUUCCUUUUAAGUAUAUCUACCAUUUAUCUUGAUUCUUGUUCCUUUUUAGAUUUGUCGAUAUUAUUUGGUAUGUCAUGUUAAAAGACUUCCAUCACGGACAAAGAAGUCCAAGAACUAUUGAUUUUAAACAAAGCCGUCCAUUUAAAUAAUCAUUUACUGUGCAAUGGCAUACAAGCUGUACCUUUUUUCCUUUUGAAGUUCAGCCUCAGGCUUCAUAGGUAUGUGGCUGAGGGUUUGAUGAAAUGCAAGUUUGUGUCCAUAAAAAUAAUGGGACAAGAUUGAUGUUGCAUGACCCCAAACACUGUAGCUGUUGAACAUGAACUAUUUUUAAUGAAUGCCAUGUUAUCUCAACAGUGUUGCAGCGCUGAGUUGAUUCAGUUCAUACUGAAAAAUGCAAUAUGCAUGUUUGUCAUUUUCCCCCCCAAAGUUUUGUUUUAAACAAAAUGUUAGCGUAGCUUUUUUUCUUUGUUCUUAAGCAUUUACGUAGAAACACUAUGAUAGCCUGUUUGCCAAAUUUGAUACAAUAAUAAUGUGAUAAACUGAACAUUUCUGGUGGAAUUGAACAUCUCUUUAUUUUUUAGGAAAAGAAAAAAAAAUUGGGAAUUCCAGGACCCUUGUGAAAGCAGUUGAAUGUAUAUCUUUGUACAAAACUAUUUUAGUUCCAAGGAUAUGGUAGUUACAAUAGAUGUGAAAGAUAAGAUAACCUUUUUUUUUAUAAAUCUUUUGUAUUAGAACAUUAACAAUGGUAAUUUUGUAUAUAUGAGAGGCUAGGCUUUCCGAUUAGCAGAAAGGUCAAACAUUCCUACAUUUUUUUUAAAUGUACGUUUGUCAAAUUAUUACAUAAACAUGCGCAAUGUUAUGUGCCUUUUAUUUGGGUUGUCUAAAUAAAAGAA